Molecule: messenger RNA, 4844 nt
Organism: Varroa destructor (honeybee mite)
Lineage: Eukaryota; Metazoa; Arthropoda; Arachnida; Mesostigmata; Varroidae
Gene: nes
Product: lysophosphatidylcholine acyltransferase 3 protein nessy
Biological process (GO): lipid modification; phosphatidylcholine biosynthetic process
Cellular component (GO): membrane
Molecular function (GO): lysophospholipid acyltransferase activity; 1-acylglycerophosphocholine O-acyltransferase activity
Source: RefSeq, a predicted model, not a curated record
GCGUUUAUCGAUACAUACUGAGCGUUGCGGCCUUUAUGGUCCCCCUUUUUCGGGUGUUGUAAUUACCGCACAGUGUGUACAGCAUCAUCUAAUUUCCCUUUGGUUGCUCUAUUUUGAUUUACCACGACGGCUUGAGCGUUUUGUGCCCCGGCUUGCAUUCGUUGUCACGGUACACACAGUGAGAGGCGCGACAAUUCUAUCUAGACGAAUGAGGUAAAUUCAGACGCUCAUUAUGGUAGACUGUCGUGCCUGUAUACGGAAACGGAUUCGCCAGCACGUACACUUAGUCCUCGCCAUGUUUUCGGUCAAAGUGGCGUGACAAGAGCUUUGCCGAUUUCGUCGUGACGGCUGUCUAUGUGUUGCUAUCUGCAAUAGAUCCGUAAAACUUCUCUCUAUUGCUUCGGGCCGGUAGCUCAUGUCGAUUGAGAUUAUAAGUCAAUCAAGUGGCACGUAUAGAUAGCGGCGUUUGCCUGCCAUUGUCGCUGCUGCUGCUAUUGUUGUUGUUGGACAAACGCAGACGAGUCGAAUCUGCUACUGGGUGUAUUAUGAUAAAAAUUAGUGUAUCUAAGCGGCCUAGGUAAGCAGCUAAGCGAAAACCAGUGAAAGAUUGCCUGUGGUGUUGACGUGAACUCUGGACGUGCGGGAAAGCAGAUUUAGCGUGAUUAUUCAGCGAUGCCUCAGAUAUUGUCUUGAUUUAGGGGUGCAAUGGCCAGUUAGUGGAGGCCAAGACCAAUGAAAGUGUAGUCAAUAUCAGUAGCAGCAGAAGUUUCCUGUAAGAGCUAAGAAUCGUAAUCGUAUGCUGCGGACUGCGUAUGCUCGGGUUUAAUUAACUAAUGCUAGGUGUAGUUUGCAUUCCUGUUGGUGAAGUGGAAAUCUACUUGGGAUGCAUGGAAAAAAUGGUGCUUGAUUAGGAUGGUUAGCAAUUGCUCGCUGAAGCAGUUCCAGAACAGGUUCGGGGCACAGUUUGUUGAAAAAUAACCGGUGGAAAAAAAUAAGUGCAGGUGUAAGGAAGUUGGUGCGUUGUGCCAACGUACUGUGAUAAGUUUAACUUGACUUGACUAACUAGAAUUUGGAUUUCUUUUCCACCCACUCAGUCAGUGGCGACAUUCGAAGCUGAUGAACCGUACGAGUACGCUGUGCGAGUUCAAGGGAACCGAGUGAAGUCAGCAGGGAUUUAAGUUCGCCAGCGUGAGGCAGACUAAGAAUAGUGACCGAUUUGAAGGAAAAUAAGUUUUCUUUUAACCGACAGUCUAAUCGAACACCAUUUCAAGGCGACAACUCGGAAAGGAGGAUCGAUCUUGUGGAAGGAACAUAGACAUUUGACCUGGGCAAACCAAAAAGCAACAUAACGGACUCACCGCGUGAUGGAGGCCGCGGCUAGUGUACUAGGUUGCACGCCAGCUGCGCUGCGGUUACUUAUCGGCGUUUUGCUAGGGUAUCCGUUGGCUGUAGUGUACCGUUGGUAUGUUCACAAACUCGUCCCAAAUGCACAGCAUAUUUUUUUUACGGUUACCGGCUUAGCGUUAAUUAUCUUUAACUAUCGGUGGGAUUCUCUGCACUCGUUAACAAACAUCGUCGUCGUCUACGUUUUUAUGCGGAUGGCAGGACGAACCCUCGCUGGCCUUGCGGCUACCUUCAUCUUCUCACUUGGUUAUCUAUUGAUGGGCUACCUCUUCACGGCCACGGACAACUACGACAUCAAGUGGACAAUGCCACAUUGCAUUCUCUGUCUUCGCCUCAUCGGGGUUGCGUUUGAUUACUACGAUGGGGGAGCCAAGGACUUGAGCAAGCUGCCGCCCGAUCUUCAAGCAACCGCUCUGGACAAAGUGCCGAGUCCCCUCGAAAUGCUGGGUCACUCUUAUUAUUUUGGCGGCUGCAUGGUUGGGCCCCAGUUCUCCAUGCGCCGUUACCAGGACUUCGUGCAGGGAACUCUCUGGCCGAGUCAGAAAACAGAAAUAGCAAACAGUGUGUCGUAUUCUAUGAGCCGGCUCAUUAUGGGCUUGAUAAUGAUGGCUUUCUAUCAGAUUGGCGCAAUAUACGUUAAUGAUAAGGUGAUCCUUUCGGAAGAAUAUCUCACACAGUGGAGCUGGUGUGCUCGAUGGCUAUUUCUAGGGCUGUUCGGAACAAUCACACUACAUAAAUAUGUCGCGUGUUGGCUUAUGGCGGAAGGCAGUUGUGCACUGAGCGGGCUAUCGUACAAUGGACGCAAUGCCCAUGGCAUCAAUCAGUGGAAUGGACUUCAGAAUAUCUGGGUGUGGCGUUUUGAGAUGACGACAAACUUCGAUGGCUUCAUCCGGGCCUUCAAUAUCAACACCAAUAAAUGGGUGGCUCAAUAUAUCUACAAACGUCUCAAAUUUUUAGGUAAUAAGAACGUAAGUCAUAUUGUCGCAUUGGGAUUCCUUGCCCUUUGGCAUGGAUUUCAUAUGGGGUACUACAUCUGUUUCUUGAACGAAUUCCUUGUAAUGAAAUUCGAACGAGACGUUUCCCAGAUUAUCGACAGUUUUCCGCGUGUCCGAAAUGUCGUUUACCAUGAAAAGCUUCAAUGGCUCCGUUUGAUCUUCAUGAAGAUUUAUGUUGCCUCGUUAUUCGGCUAUUGUUUGGUGCCAUUUAUUCUACUCAAGCCGUAUAAAUUCCAUCAGGUGUACGCUUCAUUCUAUUACGUUCCAUCAAUUCUACUCGCUAUAUGGUUCUUCUCCUCGUUCCAAGCGAUGCCAUUAGUUAAACGUAUGGCCCGCGAUAGCUCCAACGGCUUGGUAAAUAGAGACGCUUCAAUUGGCAACGGUGGGAAAAUCGGCAGUGACGACACGAAGGCGCAGGACAAGCAAGACUAAACAUUGAAUAUUACAGAAAAAGUGAACCUUCAGAUGAAAUUGCCAGGCCGUGAUCAUAUCAGUUUGCUAUUUCUUCUCAUGUCAAUCGUCGGUUUCCGCCCGCCACCAUUAGCUUACGUUGCCAUUAAAGCGUAUUCACGCCUUGCCAAGACGGAGACUGUAACGAAAUCGUUAACAUUACUAAGGGCGCAAUCACUUGACCAGUUGGCUGUAGCCAAAUGAUUCGCGAAAUCGUUAUAAAAACAAGCAUAAACUUGUCAAGCAACAGGCUAAACAGGAUAUAAGCUGUUGGAAGUCUCCAGUCAUCGUUUUCGUUGCGGCCAGGCAGGACAGAAUAGGCUGUAGCCUGUAGUGUGGAGCCGUUGCAUUUUGCAGGCCGAGACUUGCUUGGCAGGCAACUAACCAAGAUCGUGACUGUGUCCUAAUUUAGGGGAAGAAGAACGAGCACAACGUGACAAUAGAGAACGCGUGAAUAUAUCGUCUGCUCACUGUGACGAGCGCGAAAAUUUGAAAACAACAUGGAGCCGAACAAGUUCCCGUCUUGUAUUGUCGCUGAAGCUACAAACAUUUGAGAGUAACCGAAGACUGAAUAGGUUGAAAGCGUAGGGAGAUACUGUUUGACGCUUGCCAUUCUCAGUUUUGCAGAGACCAUCAUACCCUACCAUCAUGAUCAUCAACAAUCAGAGACUGACUAUUGAAACAAGACGGUCUUGUACUAGUUCUAGGUAAAAUAGCUUGUCAGUUAACAGACGUUACUGGCUGGGUCGAGGGAAGUUGAAUCGGACAAAGAUGUAAGGUACGGUUAGAUGUGAUUGUGCUAUCCCGCCUAAGCGAUUGUAUCUCAACGCAGAGGAGGAACGAGUGGAUAUAAAGGGCAAAGUAGGGGAACGGUUAGAUGGGUUGGCUUGUGGUAAAUGCUACUGCAUCUGCAGUUACAGUUGCCAGUGAAUAGUACUGCCGUCUCAAUUGACGAUUGUUUCGAUGCGUCGUUAGUAAUAUUCCUGAUAUGAUUGCAAGAUGGUGUUUGGACUUGGCCGAACUAGAUAAAAAUGACGUGUGACAGAUUAAUAUAACGAAUAACCUGAUCGCGAUGAGAUAACAAAUACUGAGCUCGAAUAUUGAGCUAGUUGGUCGAGGCGGGAUUUGCCUCCAGUUGCCUUAGAGAAAAAGAUUUAGAUAGACCUAGAGUGUGUUUUAGAAGGUAUGGAACGAAUGAUGCUUGAUGCGGGAAGGAUGUAGGAAGCAAUGAAAGAGUGAAAAAAUCACCAUGAAACGUAUAUGUCUGCGCUCGUCGUCGAUAUAUAGGAAAUCCUAAUACAAUCAGUGUUCAUGUAGGUCAAUUAGGAAGUUAGCCGACCAUGCGACCUCUGAAUCCCUAAAAAUUCGGAAAAAAACAUCCUCAAGAGAGAAAAUGAUCUGGGAACGAUUAAAAGAGCCAGCUUUAGCUUCAGAAGAUAAUUCAUCAACAAUAACUAUAUAGAUACACACGCAGAUACGCAAGCGAGCACAGUAAAUCAGUAAGAUAAUCGUCUAUGCGAUGAUUGGCAGCACAACUCAGUAAAGAGAAAAUGAGGGUCUUCUUUUUCGACAGUUCGAACUAUAUGGUAAUUAGAGGGCAAGUACAAUCUAGUGAAGAACGCAGGAUGCCAGUAAACGGGGCCGAAAAGUGGGUCUCAUCAUCGCCCGCAGUGACUGAUACCAAUAAGUAACGUACGGAGUUUAUUGCCCAGUGGUCCAGACUAUUUAAUCCGUUCGUGCAGUUAAACGCACGUGUUUCUGUCGUUCGAUACCAGCCUAUACAGAUGUUAACAGACAAGAGAAAUAAUUAAGAACGGAUCUCGUCAUACCAACAAGACGCUUGUUGACACAUGUUUCUUUUUCAUGAGAUUACUUUAACGAAAAUCAUCUUUGGAAGAUCAUGCGACACAAUUAAUUUUUAAUAUGAAAGCGAAAUGCGGCGGUGGUGUAACAUACAUUUUCUAAAAAAAAAAAAAAGCAAACCCAAAAAUUAUU